This is a messenger RNA of Ramularia collo-cygni, 2133 nucleotides long. RefSeq lists its product as uncharacterized. The coding region runs from base 1 to 2133 and encodes 710 amino acids. NCBI's taxonomy places the organism in Eukaryota, Fungi, Ascomycota, Dothideomycetes, Mycosphaerellales, Mycosphaerellaceae. The record is from RefSeq and is a predicted model, not a curated record. The transcript is spliced from 3 exons.
AUGAGGCUUCACCCGACCAUCGCCAUCGGCGCUCUCCUUUUCGGGGGAGUAGCCAAUGCCGCCCCUGUGCUGCCAAGCGCACCCAACGCUACCAACUCCACGGCCGAGGUCUCGCGUCCAUCGUCGAGACUCGCUGAUGUGGUCCGCCAGUACAUGGUAGAUCGUACAUUCAUUCUUCCAGCUUUCGAGAAGGAUGAAACACUCCCUGACAAAAUCCCGACAAUCGCCGGCCCCCCUAAUCUUCGCAAUACUGAGGGUGAAUACCCCACUCCCGCGACUGAGACUCCCGAGAAUACUCCUGCGAUCUCUCGAAAGAGUCUGCAAUCCGAUACCAAGGCUCCGACCAAUAAACAGCGUCAAGCUUUCGAGCGAGCCUUUCAUUCAGCUAAGAAGACUCGUCACUCUCUGGAGAAGAUAUUGGAACACAAGAAUAAAGGUCACCCACUGGAUGGCCCUGAGGAUGCUCGUUUGCAAAUGGCUCUCUUACUCAAUGACCAGCUCAUCGACGUCCUAUGGUCGAAAUCGAUGCCCACACCUCCUGAUCCAUCCCCGAAACCGCGAGAUAAGCAUGGCAAAAUCAUCGAAGGUCUUGUCAACACGAGACCUUCAAUUCCAAUCCUGACGGAAAUCCCAUCCCCAGUCCCCACAGCAGUCCCAACUCCAGUGCGCAAUUCGGUCAUCGAACCUGGCCCCUGGGUGCGUCCAACCAUCGGAUCCGACCCCUUCCCAUCCGACGUCCCACCACCCGCUGGCAUGGAAGCUGCAACUUACGUCGAAGAAGUCUCUGUCCCCACGAAGACGAUAGAAAAGAGAGAGGCGCCACUGCCGGACGACCUCGAUUCUGGAGUGCACGCUCAAAUCGACGAGUGCAGAAAUGAGUUCAAAGAACUGACCGGACAUGAWGUGCGUUUCCCACCCAACGCGCCUUGGCGGCCAAAGACGACGAAUAUGGUUCCCGCCCCUGAGCACAUUCUUGGGGAUUGCAAAAUACAGUUGAUGAGAGCGCAGAAUAAGCAGGAUGAGAAUGGUGACCAACCUCAUGAAAAGCCCCAGUUCCCUCCUGUUUUUGUCAAGAGGCGUGAUCUGCAAGACCCAAAGGUUUGCGAUCACCCGCUGUACCACUGCUUGGAAGAAGACYGGGAUAGUGAUGAUUGGGAGAGUGAUUCGUCUGCGCUUGCCACAGCCGCUUCUUCUUCUUCGCCUGCAUCCUCUCCCGCAACUGCAACCAACGUUCCGCUUCUUGAACACUCCAAGAGGAGUCAAGUGUUGGAUGACCCUAUUGAGUCUCUUGAGAAGUGCGAGCAAGAAGUCAAAGCGUUGAAUGCGACCGACACCAAUCUGAUCCUUCCACGGGAAUUCGACCAUGUUAAUCCAAUUACGAAAUGCACCAUAGCACGGGAUUUGGCCAAAGCCCGGAAUGGCAAUGGUCCUGAACUUCCUAGUUGGAUCCACUUGUGGAGCAAUGGAGCAGCCAGAUGUUCUGGGCUGGACCGCGAAUCUUGGAUAUCCUGCCAGACGACCGAAAUGCGGCAGAAUUGGAUGGAAAUUCUAGUCAAUAAUGGGAUCGUCGAGCCUUCUGGCUCUAAAUUAAAGAAGAGGCAAGUCGUGGAGACGCCUGUUCUCGAUGGACCUUCGGACUUUACGACGACGACCACAUCUUCCUCUCCGCCCACGAGCAUGGUGUCUUCUAGCAACAUGUCCACGGUCAUCGCAUCACCAACGGUCACCGGAUCAUCUUCAAGCACUUCUUCGGCUGUUGCAACACCCACUGAAGAGCCAAAAUUGCCCACUCGUAUCGAAGUAGACGCUGCGAAAUACCACACCAAUUGGCUGACCCUGGAUGAAGAGAGCGCCCUCCCAGCCUCCGCGUUGGUUGAUCUCCUCCUCAUACUUGUGCCGGAGGAUAUGAGGAUUGAGAAGAUGAAUCUUGAGCCGAAGAAUGGAACGUCUGCCAACGCCACCUCUACUGUCAAUCCCAGCACCACCAUGGGAAUUCCUGGCGUUACGACCACUGCGAUGAGCACUGAGCCCGCCUCUUCCACUGUCACUCCUACUCAGCAGUCCCCGGGCUCUACGGUUACUUCUACCGGUAUCAGCACUGCUUCGGCUACUCCGACCCCUCUCUCGAUCUAA